AUGCGUUUCGCUUACGUCUUCGCCGCUCUUGCGGUGCCCAUCUACGCCCAUCCCAGCAUGACCAAUCUGGUGAACGAACUCAUGAGCCGCCAAGCUGAUGACAGCACUCUUGAAAACGAUGACAUUGCCGCGGACCUUCAUAAGGUUUCCGACUCUUCUCUUACAUCUGUCGGCCAAGAGAUCAGGGAUCUGCUGGCUCGCAAAGGCAACCCGCAGACCACAGAACAUUACGGUUCGGUUCCCGACCUGGGUUCAGACAAAUGCCAAAAGGACACCUGCUGUGUAUGGAGCUACAUCGGCAAGGAAAUGAGGGACACCUUUCUCAAUCCUGACGAUUCUUGCAACCGCUUCGCCCGUCAGAUGGUCCGUUUGGGCUUCCAUGAUUGCAUCACUCAUGCGGGCCGUGGUAAGGGCGGUUGCGACGGCUCUAUCGUCAACUCGAAUGACGAGAAUGCACGCGUGGAGAACAAGGGCAUGCAAGAGAUCACGAGCAAGUUGAAGCAAUGGUUCAACAAGUACGAAAAGUACGGCAUCACCAUGGCCGACUUGAUCCAGUUUGGUGCUUCCGUCGCCGUUCACACAUGCCCCGGCGGCCCGAGCUGCAAGGUCUUCAUGGGACGUCAGGAUACGAACGACGCGAACCCGUCCGGCCUGGUUCCCACGCCCUUCGACACGGCGGAGCAGCUCAUCCAGAAGUUCAAGGCCAAGUCCCUCGACGAACAGAGCCUCGCCUCGCUGCUCGGCUCCCACACGAUCAGCCAACAGUUUGUCGUUGAUCCCAAGCGCGCCGGUGAUCCCCAGGACAGCACGCCUACCAAAUGGGACCAGAAGUACUACGUGCAGACCCUGGACCAGAGCAAGGCACCGAGCAACGUCUUCUCGUUCGCCAGCGACAUCAACCUGGCCAAGGACAAGGUCGGCCAGACCUGGUUCCAGAUCUUCGCUACUGACAAGGACCGCUGGGACAACGCAUACUGUUACGGAUUUAUCCGCCUCAGCCUUAUCGGCACCUACAAUCUCAACGAUUUGCAUGACUGCAGCAAGGCGUUGCCUGUUUAA
Molecule: messenger RNA, 1059 nt
Organism: Verticillium dahliae VdLs.17
Lineage: Eukaryota; Fungi; Ascomycota; Sordariomycetes; Glomerellales; Plectosphaerellaceae
Product: ligninase H8
Exons: 2
Coding region: 1-1059 (352 amino acids)
Biological process (GO): hydrogen peroxide catabolic process; cellular response to oxidative stress; response to reactive oxygen species
Molecular function (GO): heme binding; peroxidase activity
Source: RefSeq, a predicted model, not a curated record